CGCCCUCCCAGAGAACAGAUCGUUGCCCUUACUCAUUCAAUCGGAGCCGGAACUUGUUGCAAGCUCUUUCAAUGACCCGCCUCCGAUCACAUCAUACCAAAAUUAGGCACGUCCAAGGUGCUAUACCUUAGGUACUUGACUUGUUUUGUUUAUGUAGUCUGGCCAUCCCGUCUCCUGGGAUUACGCCAACAACUCCCUUGAUCCCUUCCCUUUUACUUUUUCUCCUUCUUUCUCCUCCACCUCACCCCUCGCACGUGCUAAAACACACAACCAGCCUUCUUGGAACGAAUCUUUACCGUUGAGCUCCCCAUCUCUUAAUUGUCUGUUUUUUUUUCUAGUCAAAGCGAGUUGCAUAGAAUCAUAAACAGUCAACUAUACAUACAUAUACGUGUCACAGUCAUUGCCGCGUAACCCCAACUCUUCCCGCACGAACCGUUUCUUUUUCGCUCUCGGACUAUAUACUGUCAAACGUUAUAGGGUUCUUCUCUUGCCCACUAGUGAAAAAAAUAAAAAAUCAACAGGCUCAGCAAAAGCCUGUGCCGUGUGAGCAGUUUGUUCCCACCAGAAGUCAUCCGAACAACCCGAGGGUCUCAGGUCACGAGACUCCCCCACCCCCGAGUCAAACAACAAAAAUCAGGGAUUCCUCCCUCUCAGGCUAGAGAAGGGGGAAAAAAAGGAAGGAAAAAAAAAGCCUACUAUUUAGGGCGCCUCCUUCAACAUGGGAGCAAAGGCAGGAAUAGCGCUAAAGACCUUGCAGUGGUUCAACCGGGGCGUCCAGUUCCUCUGCUCCGGUCUGAUCCUGGGAAUCUUUUCCUACUUCCUGGCAACCUUUGCCAGCAACAGACUCGAGUCGCCGACAUGGGUCCGUGCCGUCGAGGGCAUCAGCGGCAUCGCCGCCCUUUACUCGGGGCUGGCCCUGGUCCUGCUGUGCUGUCUCGCCGGUCGUAAAUUUGUCGCGUUCCUUGCCAUCGUCCUAGACGUUGCGUUCGUCGCUGCAUUCAUUUACGUCGCCGUGCAGAACCGGGCAGGGACUGCGUCUUGCAACAGUGGUGUAGAAAACACGCCAUUCGGAUCAACGACAAACUCGAACGCGAGGAUUUCCAAUAAUGGAGGCCCAACAUUUUUCACUGUUUGCAAGCUACAAAGUGCAUGCUUGGCUGUGUCUAUUGUUGCAAUUUUCUUCUUCAUCUUCUCCGCGGCAACGGAGGUUUUCCUAGCACGCCACCGCCACAAGGAGAACCGUUUUGGCCCCAGCCCGGCCAAUGACUACACGUCAGGCUACGGCAAGAAGAAGGGCUUCCUGGGCUUCCUCAAGCGCUCUGGGACGAACAAGACCAUGAACAACGAGGAUCCAAACGCCCUUCCGGCCCACGCCACACCGGCCGACAUGCGCGAGCCCGUCGACGCCCCAAGGGCCGCCGAUCACCGCGUCAGCUACGCAACUGAGACGACAGCCGUCGGUGACCAACCCGGAAUGACUCAUCACGCAAACGGUGGCGACAUGGGCGGCUACCGCAACAAGUACGGUGACGACGACGCCCUGCCCAUGAACCCGCCGCGGCCGCUGUACAACCCCUACGACAACAGGGCCUACGGGAGCAGCCCCUACGUCAACAGUACGCAUACCGCCUCGGGGAGUUUACAUCCGGGGAACAACUUUUCCCGUCCCAAGACUGCCGAAAACGGGGGUAGGGGCCAGAUGCCGAGGAAUUACCAAUACUCUGACGGUGUUUAUGAUGCAUGAUUUUGAAGCAAGUUUAAAAUUGAAAAAAAAAGCAAAAGUAUUUUUGACAGCGAGCUUGGCUAUGGAAGCCAAUGGACGCUGUGAACAGGACAUUGAUACAAACCAACCCAUGGUGUGUUUUGAAUGUUUGGCUGUCUGAAGGUUGAGAUGGUCAAGGUUGUACUAUUUUUUCCUGGAAUAAAAUCAAGUUAUGUAUUACGUUUUUUAAUAUAGCGAAAUUCACGUUUACAAUGAAUCCAUGGUCGUUGAUAUGUUCACAAGUAAAGCAGACUAUUUGGGGCACUCUCAACUGAUUGUGGUAUGUUGUAUCAGAGACAAAGUGCGGCUUUGGUUCUCGUAGUAAUUAAACAAAUCAUAUCGG
This is a messenger RNA of Pyricularia oryzae 70-15, 2105 nucleotides long. RefSeq lists its product as uncharacterized. Lineage: Eukaryota; Fungi; Ascomycota; Sordariomycetes; Magnaporthales; Pyriculariaceae. The record is from RefSeq and is a predicted model, not a curated record. The coding region runs from base 719 to 1744 and encodes 341 amino acids. The transcript has 2 exons.